AGAAGAUCUUUGUGCUUGUAUGGUUGAACUACAGGGCCCUUUAGGUCCCUUUAACUUUUAAUAUUCUGCAAUGUACUUUCCUGCAAUGAAAUUCUGUGCUUCUCUAAAUUUCAGAUCUGUGGUUGGUUAACUAAGUUAAAGUCUAGUAUGUCUCAGAUUGCAAAAUCCUAAUUCCUUUAUAGUACAAGUAUCAUCCUAUUACGCAGUUACAGAUUGUAAUCACCCUCCAAUUGGUCAUCUCCAGUGUGAUUGCCAAGAAGUAUAAAAUGAAAGAAUAAUAAGGGAGUAACACAUGUCCAUUACUAUAAAAGGAAAGCAAUUCAAAGUGUAUUGUGUGCUGUGGAGAGGUCCACUAUCCUCUUCCUAUUUGAAGGGCAUUGCAUAAUUUUAUAGGAGUAGAAAACUUGCCUCGGCCUCUUUGAGGGCUGCUAUAUCAUGUUGCUCUUUCAUCUUGAGGGCUUGGAAACAUUAUCUGGGGAAAAGUCCUGGAAGGCAUCAGGGAGAGAGCAAGGAGAACCAAUUGACAGCCAUGGACAGACAAGGUGGGCAAAAUAACUUCCAGUAUGCUUCUGGAACAUAUCAAGGCCCUCCACAACAAUAUGGUUAUCCAAGUCCUGGGCCUGUUGGCUUUCCUAACUAUCAGCAACCCGCUGCCUCUUUUAAUCCACCACAGCCUGGUAUGCCUGGAUUGUCACAAUGGGUUCCACCACCACAACCAAUGAAUUGUCCACCUGGACUGGAAUAUUUAACUCAGAUUGACCAAUUAGUAAUCCACCAGCAAGUUGAAAUUCUGGAAGCACUUAUAGGUUUUGAAACCAACAACAAAUAUGAAAUUAAAAAUAGCUUGGGACAGAGAGUUUACUUUGCAGUGGAGGAAAAUGACUGCUGUACUCGAAACUGUUUGGGCAACUUAAGACCCUUCGUUAUAAAGAUUCUGGACAAUUCUGGCAGAGAAGUGAUAAAUUUUGAGAGACCUUUCAGAUGUGUUUCCUGUUGUUUUCCCUGUUGUCUCCAGGAGUUGGAAAUACAAUCUCCUCCUGGUGUACCGAUAGGUUAUGUUACCCAAAACUGGCAUCCUUUUCUGCCCAAGUUUACAGUUCUAAAUGAGCAUCGUCAGGAGGUGCUGAAAAUCACUGGCCCAUGUAUCGUUUGCAGAUGUUGCUCAGACAUUGAUUUUGAGAUAAAAUCUCUUAAUGAAGAGACUACAGUUGGAAAAAUUACAAAACAAUGGACAGGAGUAAUAAAAGAAAUGUUUACGGAUGCUGAUAACUUUUCAAUUCAGUUUCCAUUAGACCUUGAUGUGAAAAUGAAGGCUGUGAUGUUGGGUGCUUGUUUUCUCAUUGACUUCAUGUUUUUUGAAAGAAGUGGGGACUCUAAUACUGAAAGAGGAGGAGUGUGGCAAUAAUUGGAUGAAUUUAUCUUCGGAUUUGUUUAAAGAGUGUUUUGGGACAUCUGAAUUGGAAAUAUGAUGGAAUUUUUAAAAUUUAACUCAAAAAGUGUACUAAUAAUUGAGAUCUAUAAAUAACAACACAGGCAACUUUAUUAUAAAAAUUUUUUUUUCAAAUUAUAGAAUAUUGCCUUCCUUAGUUUCCUCAUCUGUAAAAUGGGGAAUUGGACAAAAUUAGCAUUAAGGUGCCUUUCAGCUCUAGAUUUAUGACCCUUUGAUCAUAUAAGUGACUUGCAAAAAUAUAAUAAAUCUGUUUUGAAUAUAGAAUACUUGUUUUGAGGUCAGUAUGCAAGUUAUGGUUGACAUUUAGAUAAAAGUGACUACUAUGUAUAUAAAAUGAUUAUGAGCUAUAGUCUUUUUCUAUGAAAAAAGUUGGUUCUUUAAAAAGUUUUCUGUAUAACUUAUAGCUAGCUGAAAAUUUCAUACAUAAUUCAUUUUACAAGCACUAAUGCAGUUUGGAAAAUAUAUAAAUAAAAUAAAACAUAGCAGCAUUUAUUGACAAAUAUUAAAAAAACAAUAUUUAAUUAUCUGAUCUCUGAGGUAGCUAUUGUGACUUCAGUGCCCUUUUCCAAAAAGGAAAAAAAAAAUACAACCCUCAAAAAAGCUUUAAGAAAUCACUUUAUUUUUAUGUCUUUUAUUAUAGAGAAAUGACUAUUUUUCUUAUUUAUAUUAAUUAUUGGUAGCUCCUUAAGAGAGAAGAACACUCUUUUGCUUUUUUUUUUUUCUUUUGAUCACUGGCAUUUAGCAGUCCUAGCACAUGAGCACAUGUCAUAAAUGUUUGUUGACCUAUGCACUAACAAUAAAGAAUACCUAGAGGUCUGGGGUGGGGAAGGAAGGGUGGGGUCUGAUCUGCUAAUUUUUCUUAACUGAGGGCAAUUUUUUUAUAUGAUCAUUUCCUCAUUCAUAUUGAAAUUAUCAUGCCAUUCACAAGUAUUUACAUGUAACUCUGUGUUCAAUUCCAGUUAAUUUUCUGCUGUGUGAAUUAAAUUGUAAAGAUUAUCUUACAAUAAAUAAACUCAACGAAUGCCAUUUUUUACAACGAA
Sarcophilus harrisii (Tasmanian devil) is the source of this 2490-nucleotide messenger RNA. RefSeq names its product phospholipid scramblase 1 (gene PLSCR1). Bases 530 to 1405 code for a protein of 291 amino acids. Gene Ontology annotation, molecular function: phospholipid scramblase activity. The transcript has 10 exons. Lineage: Eukaryota; Metazoa; Chordata; Mammalia; Dasyuromorphia; Dasyuridae. Gene Ontology annotation, biological process: plasma membrane phospholipid scrambling. The record is from RefSeq and is a predicted model, not a curated record. Gene Ontology annotation, cellular component: plasma membrane.